Molecule: messenger RNA, 1001 nt
Organism: Cylas formicarius (sweet potato weevil)
Lineage: Eukaryota; Metazoa; Arthropoda; Insecta; Coleoptera; Brentidae
Gene: RpL8
Product: large ribosomal subunit protein uL2
Exons: 4
Coding region: 152-925 (257 amino acids)
Biological process (GO): cytoplasmic translation
Cellular component (GO): ribosome; cytosolic large ribosomal subunit
Molecular function (GO): structural constituent of ribosome; RNA binding
Source: RefSeq, a predicted model, not a curated record
UACUCAAACAUAUAGAUUCCUCCGUAUUCUUACGUUUACCUUUGUAACUUUUUAAUUGGAGCGAGUGGCCCUUGCAAAUUUGUCCAGCGCAUAAUAAAACGACGGUGUUUUCCCAUUCCUUCACUUUUGUUUUUGAUAACGAAAGUUUAUCAUGGGUCGUGUUAUUCGAGCACAAAGAAAGGGUGCUGGUUCCGUAUUCAAAUCACAUACUAAGAGAAGAAAGGGGGCACCUAAAUUACGUUAUUUGGAUUUUUCCGAAAGGCAUGGGUACAUUAAAGGUGUUGUAAAAGAUAUUAUACAUGACCCCGGGAGAGGAGCACCGCUUGCGGUGGUGCAUUUCCGUGACCCUUACAAAUUUAAAACCAGGAAGGAAUUAUUUAUUGCUCCUGAAGGAAUGUAUACGGGACAAUUUGUUUACUGUGGAAAGAAAGCCAAUUUGCAAGUUGGAAAUGUUUUACCUGUUGGUACAAUGCCUGAAGGAACUAUUGUAUGCAAUUUAGAAGAAAAAACCGGCGAUAGGGGCCGUUUGGCUCGAGCCUCUGGAAAUUAUGCUACAGUUAUAGCCCACAAUCAUGAUACAAAAAAAACUAGAGUUAAGUUGCCUUCAGGAGCAAAAAAAGUCAUACCGUCCAACAACAGGGCUAUGGUUGGAAUUGUUGCUGGAGGAGGUCGUAUUGACAAACCGAUUUUGAAAGCCGGUAGAGCAUACCAUAAGUACAAGGUUAAACGCAACUGUUGGCCCAAAGUACGUGGUGUUGCUAUGAAUCCUGUUGAACAUCCACAUGGUGGUGGUAAUCACCAGCAUAUUGGAAAAGCUUCGACUGUCAAAAGGGGCACUUCUGCUGGUCGUAAAGUUGGUCUUAUUGCGGCUCGAAGAACAGGUCGUAUUAGAGGAGGCAAGGUUGAUGCCAAAAAAGAAGAUUAGAUUGGUUUUUAUGUCCUAUCAAUGUAUUUCAUUUAUUUGUAAUGUAAUUUCAUUCGGAAUAUAUUGAUAUUUAAAC